Messenger RNA from Peniophora sp. CBMAI 1063, 1257 nucleotides. Lineage: Eukaryota; Fungi; Basidiomycota; Agaricomycetes; Russulales; Peniophoraceae. The record is from the annotation of a GenBank genome assembly.
AUGCACCUCUACACACGGUUCAUCAUUCCGCUCGCUUUGGCGGGUUUACUCACGACAUUGGCUACAAUCUUCUGUUUGAUCCCCUCUUUCUCGGCGCAGUUGGCGCAACGCCCGUCGGAAUGGAGAUCCACCAAGCCGCUUCGCUACCUACCCGCCGCUGUAGUUGGUCCCUUGCGACAUUUCUCCGACUCCCUUCGUUCGCCUGGUCCAAGAAACCUUUCCUCUGCUCUCGGUGUCGCGUCGCGAAUCUACGUACUCUCACUACCCCGCCGGACGGAUCGUCGCAAGGAGAUGGAUAGACUAGCCAGAUCACUCAACCUCGACCUUACAUAUGUCGACGCGGCCGACGCCACCGAUUCGAACGUCGCAAAUAUCAUGCACCACGUCAGGAUGCUUCGGUCCAACCUGGGCACCAUGGCAGAGGCAGCCGCGCAACUGUCAGAGCUCGGCUACCCAGAUCUGCCCACACGAGUACCCGCUGUGUUUGGCUGGCCACCAGACUUACGGAUCACCGAUCUCAAUCUUCCCGCUGGAGCAGAACUUUGGCCAUAUCCUAGCAUAUCACCCGUAACAUCAUUCAGCGCGGCGGCCAGCCAUAAAUCAACGCCUGCAACUUCGCUCGCAUGCUACACCGAGAACAACGUGUUCGGCUCCAUCACGGAACCGAGCAAAGCCCAGAAUGUCCUCAACCUACCCAAACUAGCUUGCUGGUACUCGCACCUGCAACUUCUGCGGCGCAUCUCGGAGUGUGAAGACGAGCGGCCCUCGAUCGUGCUCGAGGAUGAUGUGGAUAUGGAGCGUGACAUACACGAACGAUUGCAAAGUAUAUGGGAUGCUUUGCCAUCAGACUGGGACAUCGUCUACCUUGGGCACUGCUGGUCAAAUGAAACAGAACAUCAACCUCUUCGUACUGUCGCGCCUCCCUGGCUCCCGAAUAGUAAAGGCUAUGUGCCCUCCAUGCCAUCCGACCCUGCACACCGCACCUCACUACACCCUGCCUCCGGACCGAAGUGCACACACGCCUACGCGCUAUCACGCCAUGGAGCUCGACGCUUGCUCGCACACCUCCGCCAUCCACCUUUCGCAUAUUCGCGCGCAAUCGACCAGGCUAUGGCAUGGCUCGUGCGAUCGGAUCGCCUCAAUGCAUUCAGUAUCGUUCCUCCGGUUGUCGUGCAACGCAAGAUGGACCAGAGCGAUCUCAUGCCAGGGAACGGAAGCAGGUGGCGAGACAAUCUUUACGACGGUGUUCUGACAUGA